Aspergillus nomiae NRRL 13137 is the source of this 1950-nucleotide messenger RNA. RefSeq lists its product as uncharacterized. Lineage: Eukaryota; Fungi; Ascomycota; Eurotiomycetes; Eurotiales; Aspergillaceae. The coding region runs from base 1 to 1950 and encodes 649 amino acids. The record is from RefSeq and is a predicted model, not a curated record. Gene Ontology annotation, molecular function: zinc ion binding. The transcript is spliced from 7 exons.
AUGGAGUUUUCUCAGUCAAGUAUACCAUCCGUGCAGGAUCUCCUGCGUUCCGGGGGGCUGUUUGUGCCAUUUUCCGAGUUUCCGGUUCAGGCCAUCUAUGAAACCCCUGGCUGGUUUGAAAAGAAGCUACAGGAAGGAAAGCCGUUCGUGAUUCGUGGACUAAAUCAAACUGAUCGCUGGGACGCAUCAACUUUGAACAAUGGGUGCCUGGUUACAUCAUCUUCCUCGGGAGUAAGGAACUGUCAGACUGGUCGCGAUGUUAGGAUGCGGCUUCGUGAUCUGAUACCAACGGACCACACUCGUGCUGGUCACGCUCGGGAAUCGCUCUACGCGAAAGACCUUCAAUGUCCUGUCGAGUGGAUCAGAGCGUUGAAGGCCGUCUUGCCUUCUUGUUUAAUGCAACUAGGCUCGUUCGACUUGUUCCGAGUAUUACCAAAGGAAAUCACGCCCGAAGUGUUGAUGGCUUACGUUGGAACACAGUUGUCCUUGUCCGGUUUCCACAGAUGUUUUAGUGGAACAGUUGCACUUAAUCUGAUGAUCGAGUCUGAAGAAAGCCGAUAUGGAUCAUUGUGCUUUGGCACAGAUCAACGCUCACAGGAAAAGUAUGACGCGUUUAUGGAAGGGCUUGGAAAGUCAUCCCACACUGAUUGGGCCAAUAUCUCCAUCGCGCAAAUGGAAUCUGCUAAUUUCCCGAUAUACGUCACUCAUCAAGAGCCUGGGGACUUGGUGAUAUUUCCUUCAGCAACUGCUCAUCAAAUAUGGAAUGUCAGCCCCAUGGUGACGAAAGUGGUUUGGAACAUCCUGCAUGCAUCCUCGAUUCCAUCAUUUUUUGAUUAUAUCCAGCCUGUAUAUCAAAAGCAAUGCUAUGCAGACACAGGCCGAGUUCCCUUGAUACCAAUACAUGCACUCCGCGACAGCAGUCACAACCCAGAAGAGACGAAACUGCUUGUAGAUAUGCUUCAACAGCUAGUCGAUGACGAGGAUACUGGGUGUGACUCAUCUGUGCCUAUUAAACUUGUGGAUACACAAGGAGCUGUGGUGGAAUGUAACUUUUGCGGAUUGACGAUCUGGAACCGACACUUACACUGCGAACAGUGUGGAGAUUUUGACCUCUGUCUAACAUGUUACGUAUCCGGAAGGAGUUGCAAGCAUGUUGGUGACUAUACUUGGGCUGAGCUAUUCCGGAGCGAAUAUUGCCGAACCCUCAUCAAGACUACUCGAGAUAGAUUAGGCGGCUAUUCCCCCUCAGACACAGUACGACCGAAACGAAAGACUUUGGGCGCCAUGGCUCUGGUAGCAGCGGAAGCGCGACGACAAUCCUCACGCAUCGCCACAAAACACUUUGGACCUCGGGGACAGAAACGACAUAGGCUGCCAAACGACGAUGGUCACGAAAGGUCGCUACACGAAGCUAUACAUUCCUCCUCGGAGAGUGUUGAGCCCGCUCAGAAUAGAAGGUCGGAUAUCGUUGCAGAUGCUGAUGUUCCCCCUGGCCUUCCCAUGCGUGGCAGUUCGACAGGGUCUUUCAAUUCAAAAGGGCAGCUCCGCAUCAGUGAUCUCGUGGAGGACAGAAGCUCCCCGGACAAAAGUUUCCAUCACAGUCGGCAUGUAGAGGCUCACAUCCCGCUCUCUUCUACACCAAAAAAUACCCCUUACCGAUAUCCUCAUGAACCCAACAAUCACAUCGCUAACGCCCCGAAUCCCAUUGAUGAGGAAAACAUCCCCUCUCUUGAAAGGAAGCUAGGCGCUCUGCGCCAAUACGCGGACGGCCUGCUUGAGCUGUCUCUGAUCGAUUCACAUGCCAAAGUCCUUGACAAGAUCUCGGAUAUAGAAGCUCAAAUUGAGCGGAAAAGGCGACAGAAGGCCGAGUUGCUUUUCAGUGGCUUGAACCGAGAUUUUCCUGACUUGGCAGAUAUGGCUAUGGAAGAGGCACGACGGCGGGGGAUUUGA